This is a messenger RNA of Cooperia oncophora, 249 nucleotides long. Lineage: Eukaryota; Metazoa; Nematoda; Chromadorea; Rhabditida; Trichostrongylidae. The record is from the annotation of a GenBank genome assembly.
AUGAGUAGUGCCAACAAAUCUUACAAACGUUACGAAAUUCACCCAAAAAGAAUCGAUUCAAAAAGAGUAAACGUGUCACUUUCAGUAACGUACAGCAUUGGUGUCAAGGGUGUAACAUUCAAUUGGGACACCUAUACAAAGGGAUGUGCUUCCAUUCUCGAGACUACUCAACAAGCACCCAACAAUACUUGUUAUGAUAUUUCUACUACGGAUAAAGCAACGCACAAACAGGUAAGACUCAAGGAAUGA